Paramisgurnus dabryanus is the source of this 5527-nucleotide messenger RNA. It is a transcript of the gene ice2, whose product is annotated as interactor of little elongator complex ELL subunit 2. The record is from RefSeq and is a predicted model, not a curated record. Gene Ontology annotation, cellular component: transcription elongation factor complex. Lineage: Eukaryota; Metazoa; Chordata; Actinopteri; Cypriniformes; Cobitidae. Gene Ontology annotation, biological process: snRNA transcription by RNA polymerase II; snRNA transcription by RNA polymerase III; positive regulation of transcription by RNA polymerase III.
CUGCACUGUUUUGAUGUGAAGAAUCGUGAACGUGCGAGAGGCAUGAGUGAAACCCGUUACAGUAGAUCAUGAUGUAAACUACAAACCCUUAAAAUCUGCAGCCAUGGAGUUAAAAUGGGAUGACCCUCCUGUCACUGGACCUGUUGUGUUCUCUAGGGAUGUCUUUGACAAGUUCACGUUAGCACCUACCAUUAAAGAAUUGUAUGCUUUUGUGCAAAGCCCUGAUGUAAAACCUGAGGAAACAUGUGAUAAUAAUCCAGAAGUAACCUCAUCACAACCAAAAUCUGCAAAUUGUGAGAAGGAAGAUCCACAAAACAGCAGCAGUAACCGCAAUGGUUCAGUUGAACCAAUGCCUGACAUUAAGCAGAGUCAAAAUGAUGAUAAACCCAAACCUGUGAAGACUAAUGAGAGUACAGCUUUUCCUGAACCUGUAGUGCCCUACCCAUGCUACAGCACGUUACACGCAAGACAACGCAGGUUUUAUUUGAACAUGUUGAAAAACAAGAAUUUUAGCAAAGCUACACAGCUUUUGUUGGAGCGUGUAAGCAACGAAGUAUCCGAGUUCAUGAAGUACCUGCAGGAUGUUUCAAGAAAAUGUGCAGAUGCCUACAACUAUAUACCACCAGGUGGCAUUCGCUACUGUGAGGAGUAUUUUACAGCCUCCUUGGAACAUAUGAAAGGCUACCCCCAGUCUUACAGCAUCCAAGAAAUGACCAGCCUGACCGGUGGAAAGUUUGUCUCUGAAUUAUCCCUAAACUUUGAGAAACAGCUCCUUGCAAUGGGAAAAAUCGAUAUGGUGGAGAAAAAAGUAAUGCCUGAACACACCCUCCUUGCAGGAGAUUAUGAGACCGUCUCAUCCGUGAUUCCUCCAGCUAAGAAAGCUAGCGCUCUACACACUCCCAUCAGCAGUGACAAUAAUGCAGAAAAACUCAGCGCUACCUACGAGCCACAUGUGUGUCUAUCCAAAGAAGCAUUCCUUCAGCUCGUGAACAAUGACCCUGAGUUCACUGACGCAUGGGAGCUGCCUGUUUGGGUUAAAAUGAACACUACAAGAGGUAGUGGUCAGAGUAAAACGGCAUACAUAGAUCCUCCACUGCUGAAGACCGAGAUGAGCUUGAGAGACAGAAAUCUGAUGUUUCACGAGGAGAGUGUAAAACUUGCAAUUAGGAAGACUGUAACACGCCCCAUAUUCUUCCUAACAUCAGAAAACCUCUCCUUCGGAAAGGACCCACCACCCGAGGAAAAAAUGUCCAGGAGUGUGGUUGCAUUUGACAAUGCCGCCAUGGACUUCGAAACCGAUUUUACAGACCUUGAGUCAUUCGGGGAGUCCUGCAAGACCACUGCAAAAGUUAAGGCACAGAAUGAACCAAAAACAGCCUUUGUUCCCAUUCAGCUCAUGCCCAAAGAAACCCAUUCAAGCCCAAAGAAACCGACAAGCUCUCUGAAUCCAAGCGUGGGCAGGUCAACAUCUCAGGACGGUCCUAAAGAACCCCUUAAUACUACACCAACCGAGGUCCAGAGUGAAGCUGACGUGUCUUCGGCUGAUGGGGGAAGCAGUGUAUUGGAUGAAAGUGUGGCUUCUGAGGAGGAACUUGUGAAGAAAGAAAAGCUAGAAGCGCUGGUUUCAGGUCAGUUCCAACCCACCAAAAAGCUCAGAAGAAUGAUCAACCAGGAUUCAGACUCUGACGAGGACAAGCUGGUAAUAGAUCAGUUUGCUUCCCCGAAAACCCAGGGGAUCGCUCAAGAAACGCCCGAAGUGCCCUCACCUCAAGCACUCGACCUAUCCAGGGCAACGACAGAAAACCAUUUGGGCAAAGUAAUAAAGAAGGGCAUUAAAAGGCAAAGAAUUUCAGGGGAAUGCGAUCAGCUUGGUCAGAUUUUGCGGAUGCAGGACGCUAUGAUGAAAGCCACUCCUGGUAAGAACCAAGAAACACAGAAAGUGCCGGUGACAGAAGAUAAACCUACAGAACAAAAGACGUACUCUCUGGUCAAACCGUGUGUCACCUCAUACCUGGAGUCCAGAGAGGGUCAGGGCGAGGAGACCACAGCGUCUACUGCAGUUCCUGUGCUCGCGAGCGCUCAGAAAAAACGCCUUUUGAAAGAGGAUCUUCAGGUGAGUGCAGAGGAUGAGCUUGACUUUGAUCCUCCAGCAGAGGGCAGCGUUCUGUACAAACUCUACAGCCUGCAGGACAUUCUGCUCAUGGUGCGGAGCAGCGUGCCGAUCGCUCACCCGAGACACGACCGAGGGAACUUCAGGGCUGUCCCAGUCCACGUUUUACCCAAACUGGAGUAUCAGCUGUGUUACGGAGCCGAGAGUCUGACCCAUCCGGAGGCCUGUCAGCUGUGGGCCGAGAAACUUCUGCACUCCAGCACCGCCUCUUUCAUAAGUCGCAUUAAUGCACACACAUCAGAAGUUGCUGAGAUACAGGAGCUACAAGCUGACUGGAUGCAGAGCAUCACCUGUAAUUUCAAGCCAGCAAGAUGUUUAAACAUCCUCUAUCACUUACUUAAGAAAGUCUCAACGCUUCAGGAAGGGCGAUACCUGCUGGUUCACAAACCUCGCGAGGGCUUCGUGACCAUCUUCAAAUCAACCGACGAGAGCAAGACCCAUCGCAGCGUGUACCACCUCCAGGCCGUGCACUCAGGUCCUCCUGCUGUAGCGCCAGGGAUACCCUGGGUUUCCCUGGACCCCUGGCACAUUCUGCCAUAUCACCAAUAUAACCACAGACCACCCUGCACCUUCCCCCCUCGCCCGGUUUUUCAGGCAAAUGCACAGAAAGGACCUAUAAAAUAUAGAAACAACAUGACGGGAGCAGCCAAUCCGAAUAAAAAAUCGAAGAAGAAGAAGAAGCAGAAAAUCAAUCAUAAGAAUCGGAUGUGGCAAGAGAAGAUGAGAGUCAAGCUCAUGAACGACACCAAAAAACAAACAAACUUAUGAAGGUGUUGAGAACUCAUCUUAAUAUGUAAACUUGAAGUUUAAGAACGUUGUAAAAAGUUUUUGUGUAAACACAGUCUGUUCAAUUUUCAAAAACAUUUAACUCUAAUAUUACUGUUGGCGUAUGAACCACAUUUAAAUCACUGUAUGUAAGUGUUGUCUUGUUAUAUUAUUGUUUCUGUAAAGAUUAAAAGAUGAAUAGUUUAUUACAAUUAGUUUGUUUCCUUAGGUCUGAUGACAUAAUUUUGCCUAUUUUUGCUGUUUUGACUAAUGCUGAAGGCAGACAUUUUCAUUUUUUAAUGCAUUUGACCAGGCAGAGGUUUUCCUCUCGCGAGAUUUACAUUUGUGCGUUUUUGCAGCCGAUUUUAUUCAAAAAAAAAUUAUCAGUACAGUAUGUGUGUUCCCUGGUUUCGAACCUAUGGCCUUUUGCGCUGCUAACCCAGUGCCUCACCACUACGUUGUAAAUCUAUUUAGAUAAAAUUAUACCCUUGGCAAAAGCACUUGAGGUAAUGAGUAAUGGAGUAGUGGUAAGUUAUGCAUAUGAUAUAAUUAUUUUAAACGCACCUACCAGCAAUGAAAGGGCAGGUUAUUAUUAAACCGAACUUAAACUGAGACCAUAAAGAACCAGCAUACAAACUAAUAACAUAAACAUUGUACCUGUACCUAGUUGGCUGUGAAGUUCAUUGUUAUGGCCUGUAAAGACAAUAGAUUUAGAACCUGUUUGUCAAAACUUUAAGUAGUGUUUUUAAAUAGUGCAGUACUAUUGCACAAUACUAGUAAACACAUACUUUGUUUUAAACGCAUACAUCGUUGGCCACAUCCUUAAAGGGAUAGUUCACCCAAAAAAUCAUUUACUCGCCCUCAAGUUAGUCCAAACGUGUAUACAUUUCUUUGUUUUGCUUAACACAAAUUUUAGAUCUGAGGCACCAUUGACUUCCAUUGUAUUUUUUUCUUAGUAUGGAAAUCAAUGGUGCUCCAGAUCAGUUUGGUUACAAACAUUUUUCAAAAUAUCUUAUUUUGUUUUCAGCAGUACAAAGACUUUUUGAAGGCAAAAAGCAGACUUUUUACAGACAUAAGUGCUGCGUACACAUCAAACGCGAUGCGUUCCUCGCUCUAGAUUACUCACGGGAUUUCCCCAUAAAGUUCCAAUGUACCGUGGGAGGAACACUGCAUUAUUUAUAAACACAUACAUCGUUGGCCACAUCCUUAAAGGGAUAGUUCACCCAAAAAUGUUGUCAUUUAACGUCGUCAUUUACUCGCCCUUAAAGCAACACUAUGUCGUUUUUUUACCUUUAAAUAAUGUCUCUAAAAUUAUUUCAGUGAUAGAACAACUUUUAACUGGACAAAUUGUAUUGUUGCUGCAACCUGAGCAGCCUCCUAGCCGCUACAAGCACACUCUGAAAGUGGGGGUGGAGGGUAGGAAACACAGCCCCGCCCCUCCCCCUGCCUGCAGAAGAGUGUGCGAUACCAGCCACUGUUGCGCUUUUCAACCACAUGGGGGAGCUGUAAGUCAUUUUUAAAUGGAAACUACAAGUUGUCCCAAACUUUCUUUGUUCUGCUCAACACAAAUUUUAGAUCUGAGGCACCAUUGACGUUGUAUGUAAUCUUCUCAGGCAAAUUGUUGAAUUCGCGUUUGAUGUGUUCACCCCAUAACAUUUUUUUAUGUGUAUGUGUGUGCCCUGGGUUUGAACCCAUGACCUUUUGCACUGAUUACACAAUUCUCAACCACUGAGCUAUAUAUCAGCAUAAAGCUGAAAAAAACUUUAUGCAUGUGAUAUAAAAGUCACAAAUAUUAUGCUGUUAAAUGUUAUAUUAUUCAGUCCCUCCCGAAAAAACGUGAUUAUGCGAUCGCAUGAUUCAAUGCAAAAUCAGCCAAAGUCUGCAUAUUUUCUAAUACGCCACACUUUCGCAGCAUAAAUUGCAGAUUUCCAUGCGCUAAAUACGUGGGCUCGCAUGAUUUCAUAAUCACCGCACAUAUAUCUUAGCAGGAAGUUGAAAAAAUGUUGCAUUUACUUCACACAAGUGCAGCUAUGUCCCCUGAUUAUUUACUCACUUUAAAGUUAACUUACAAAUCUGUAUACAUUUCUUAGUUCUGCUCAACACAAGGGAAAAUAUUUUGAGCAAUGUUUGUUACAAAGUUUUUGAGCACCGUUGACUUAUGUUGUAUUUUUCUUCGCUACUAUGGAAGUCAAUGGUGUUCUUGUUUUCUGCACGAUUACAAAUAUCUUGCAGGUUUUUAUCGACUUGAGCGUGAGUACAUAAUGACAUCAUUUUCAUUGUUAGGUGAACUUUCCCUUUAAGAAUGUGGUAUGGACUUAAAAUAUAUUUCCUUGCCCGCAGCCUUUCGUGGUAAUUUCUAUUGAAGGUCUUGUGAAGUUACAUUCUUACAGUGCCAUUCUUAUCAACAUUGUAAAAUUUAUUUUUUUAUUUUUUAUGGCAUUUAUACCAAGAUGACUGCCUCAAAAAACCAGGAGCACGGAUUGAAAUCGAAAACCGUUAUUCAGAUCGAUAAAAAUGCUGACCGCUCUCUCUCUGCAGCUCAAACACGGCUCAAUGUUAAAAUGGCACAAACUCAUGUGAUCGGUCUCUAAU